Messenger RNA from Temnothorax curvispinosus, 738 nucleotides. Its product is annotated as peptidyl-tRNA hydrolase 2, mitochondrial-like. NCBI's taxonomy places the organism in Eukaryota, Metazoa, Arthropoda, Insecta, Hymenoptera, Formicidae. The record is from RefSeq and is a predicted model, not a curated record. The transcript has 4 exons. The coding region runs from base 199 to 738 and encodes 179 amino acids. Gene Ontology annotation, molecular function: peptidyl-tRNA hydrolase activity. Gene Ontology annotation, cellular component: cytosol; mitochondrion.
AAAAUGCCAUGCGUUUCUUUAAAUUACUCAAAAUCAUGUAUCUAAAUCAUCAAUACGUGUAUCAAUAAACGCAUAUAAUACGAAAGAUUUUUCAUUAAAUACUGAGACUCCGUACGAAUUCUUUUUCAAUGUACCACCGGUCGACGUUAUAGGUUAUCUCUCUUUAGAGUUUUAUCUUAUCGCGCAUUAUUGAAAAUCAUGGACAACGAUCUCGCCGAGGCAAUCAUAACGCAGGCUACAGAUCCAAAAGUGGCAUUUAUGGCCGCGGUUGUCUUCGGGUAUUGUUUGUACAAACUCAUGACCAUGGCAAACAGAAGGAGCCCUCAAUCCUUCACGGAGGACUCCGACGAAACGGAUGACGAUGGCGUGGCAUACACAGACAAGUAUGACAAUUACAAGUUGAUUCUGGUAAUUAGAACGGAUUUGAAAAUGGGAAAGGGAAAAGUGGCGGCUCAGUGCUCUCAUGCUGCUGUCGCAGCGUACAAAGCUGCCAGGAAACAUCCGAAAAUUCUGAGAGGGUGGGAGGAGUCUGGCCAAGCCAAAAUCACCCUUAAGGUUGACAGCGAGGCUGCUCUGACGGAGAUAGCGAAGCAAGCUAAGGCUGCGGGUCUCUUAUCGAACGUAGUACAGGAUGCGGGACACACGCAAAUACCAGCGGGAAGCAAGACGGUAUGCGCGGUCGGACCGGGCCCGGCGAAAUUGAUAGAUCAAGUAACCGGUCAUUUAAAGUUAUUUUAA